ACAGGCAAGAUCAGAGCAGGACAGGUGUCAGUGAGUAUGGACUCGCAAUCUCAUAUUAUCCCCUACUCGGACUGCGGUACUCAACUGCCACGUCCAACCAGGCAUCGUACUGAAACCUCUGAUCUGAUAAGGCAUCCUACGUGCCUAGGGUUCACAAUGCAAUGGCAGGACAACCAUCGUCGUCUCAAUCUCGGACGAGAAUCCCACACAAAAAGGCGAGAAGCAUUGAACCUUCUUCUUUUGUCCCAACUCCCAAGCCCUCGAUCGAUACACAAAAGGUACUCGGUCGACGUGUCCUGCUUGCCUGACGAGAUUGAUUCUCCAUGCCACUACAGUAGCCAACCAGACAAGCAGCAAUUUACGGGCGCGGACUGGGCCACGACAGCCGACAAGCGCCUUCCGCCCCAGAGCUCUGGGAAGACCAUCCUCAAGAAGCCAGCGACACGCCAACAAGCAGCAGAUGUUUCGUUUUUUCCACCCGCAGAAAAGCAUCAUCAACAGCAGACAUGCACGUCCGUGGUGUUACACGUCAGGCAAUAUUGGAAAUGCAGUAGGAGAGUUUCCCCGAGUCCCAACGCUGCUCGGCCUAUUGAACACCUACAGCAAGCAAAUAGGUCCGCGGUUUGCUGUUUCUGUUGCAUCGAGUGAAGAUCCCCAUCUUUCCGUUCACGGUUCAAGGAAAAGUGUUGGUUCUGUACUUUCGUCUGUCUUGCCGCGUCGUGCCUCUAUUUUGCUCGUUUACUCCCGUGCUGGGGCGGCUGCGCCGUAACAAGUUUCCGCACUUGUUGGCAAA
Molecule: messenger RNA, 793 nt
Organism: Aureobasidium pullulans EXF-150
Lineage: Eukaryota; Fungi; Ascomycota; Dothideomycetes; Dothideales; Saccotheciaceae
Exons: 1
Coding region: 37-648 (203 amino acids)
Source: RefSeq, a predicted model, not a curated record